AUGGCCCCUCCCGCUGCCGACGUUGAUGUUGUGAGCCCCACUGAGGCCGCUCCUGUCUCCGCUCCCUCCAAGAUCGAAAACCUGUCCGGCACGACCAACAGCAGCGCGUCUCGCCUAAGCGGGCCCCUCAAGUAUUCGGGCAGUUUAGAUUCAUACGAAUCUUUCGAUACCACGGGUGUGAUUGGCCGCGAAUUCCCCGCUCUUCAGUUGAGCGAAAUCCUUCAUGACGACGACAAGAUUCGUGAUUUGGCCAUUCUUGUAUCCCAGCGGGGGGUUGUUUUCUUCCGCAACCAGGAUCUAACCAUUGAAGACCAAAAGCUUCUUGGCCAGAGGUUGGGUGAACUGACGGGGAAGCCCGAAACCUCCAAGCUUCAUCGCCAUGCCCUCUCAAAUAGCAAGCGUGGUAUCGCUGUCGACGAAAAUGGAAAGCUCGACGAUGAGGUUUCCGUAAUCUCAUCCGAGCAGAACCGCAAGUUUUAUGGGGAGCGCUACACCCACCUCUCCAAAAAGUUUGCAAGCGAUGGCUGGCACGCUGACAUCACCUUUGAAAGGAUUCCUUCCGACUACGCCAUCCUAAAAAUUGUCCAACCUGCCGAGGAUGCUGGUGGCGACACUCUUUGGGCUUCUGGUUACGAAGCCUACGAUCGCCUUUCCCCAGCCCUCCAGAAGCUUGCCGAAAGUCUCACGGCGACUCACUAUCAGCCUAACUUUGUCAAAGUCAAAGACACUUUUGGAGAAGAACUUAUCGAUGAUUAUCGCGGCGCUCCUGAAAACACCGGUCUUGAUUUCCAAGCCGAGCAUCCUGUGAUCCGUACCAACCCCGUUACCGGGUGGAAGAGCCUGUUCGCUGCCGGCCACCAGGUGGAGGCAGGUUGGAUUAAUGGAGUGACUGAUCGGGAGAGCGAAAUCUUGAAGAAUUACUUCACGCAACUCAUUGUCGAAAAUCAUGACCUGCAGGUUCGCUUCCGAUGGAACAAGAACGACCUAGCAAUUUGGGACAAGUAA
Molecule: messenger RNA, 1005 nt
Organism: Scedosporium apiospermum
Lineage: Eukaryota; Fungi; Ascomycota; Sordariomycetes; Microascales; Microascaceae
Exons: 5
Coding region: 1-1005 (334 amino acids)
Cellular component (GO): cytoplasm
Molecular function (GO): 2-oxoglutarate-dependent dioxygenase activity
Source: RefSeq, a predicted model, not a curated record